CUCCACCAAACACCAUACCUGUACAGCUUAGGCUUUUAUAAAGUUCCGCCUUCCCAAGUGCAUAUAUCUUCUGCGGUCUUCAUCCGCAGACUGGCCCAAGACUCUACUCCUCAUGAUGGACGGUAAAAACAGCAUCGGAAGGAAGGUAUCAUUGCUCAACGACGACUCGCACACUGCUGCCGUGCUGCACCGUCUGCCGCCGCUGAGCGUCUACUACCGCCCCACGCACUCGCGCUCGCCAAGUUUGGCUUCGUCGACGCCCAGCGUUUCCCCACAAACACCCCGAUUGGUGAGAAGCGAAUCGUCGGAUUCCCGUGGCCUUCCACUUUCACCUCUCACACCACCCCCAACAUCCUUCGACCAUCCGCAUCACUCAAAGUCGGCCCACUCUCACUAUUUCGCCGGACCCGCCACCUCAUUUGCCAAAAUGGACGACUCGACGACUUCCGUCUACCCUCCGGUUCCGGACGCCCAGGCCAGUGCGCCUUACCCAAUGCCCAUCUCACAGGUCGCAUCAUCGACAAGCCAACACAUGCCGCAAACCUAUCGCAGCUCCAACUCGCCCGUCUCAGAGUCCUCCCGCGCUGCUCCGGCCGCCAAUAAAGCCUCGACCAAGAAGAACCACUACCCCUGCCCACUAGCGAAGCACUACAACUGCAGCGACUUCUUCACCACCUCCGGCCACGCCGCUCGUCACGCAAAGAAGCACACUGGCAAGAAGGACGCCUUCUGCCCCGAGUGUAACAAGGCCUUCACCCGCAAGGACAACAUGGAGCAACAUCGUCGUACGCACCAGAACGUCCGUGGUCCCUCGAAGACGUCGGUCGAUGGCCGUGUCAAGAAGUCGACAAAGCCUGCACCACGCAAGUCUAUCUCUGGUGCAAUGGAAGCUGCUGCCGUCGCUCACUUGGAAGAGCACCAACCACAACCACAACAUCAACAACCACCUCAACAUCAACACCAGUACCUUUCCACACAACAACCUAUCAUGUCCACUAGCCCUUACUACAUCAACCCAGACCCAAUCCAACCCCUGCCGCAACCAAUCUCAUCCGAUUUCAACACUAGACCUCCGCUCUACCGCUCCAGCUACCCCAGCUCUCUCGACUUUCUCCCUCCACAGGCCAGUCUAGUGCAAGACCCCGAUCUUCACUACAGCUACCCUUCUCCUGGUCUCUCAAAUGGCCUGGACACUCUUGCUCUGGCCGCAAGUGACCAUCGUCGCAUGUCUGGCGAAGACUCAUGCUAGAUUGUCUCCUGCCAUACCAUGGUCACGAUGCUCAUAUCACGAACUCUCAACGUCGGCACGGCUUCUCUUCCAUGUUUUGUCCUUUUGUCUUUUCCGCACGCACAUAUACCCAGUUUCGAUUCUGCCUUACCUUAUUUCCCCUAAUGCUGGCGGGGGACCUGCCCCAGAGGUUGACCACACUGACAAGCAAGAGGGACUUGCAAGUCUGGUCUCAUGUAUCACUAAAAGCAUUGUACGAGCGUUGGAGGUUUCUGACUUUUUCAUUUCUAAAGACUCACGAUGGCACGCAUGGA
This is a messenger RNA of Aureobasidium subglaciale EXF-2481, 1542 nucleotides long. RefSeq lists its product as uncharacterized. Lineage: Eukaryota; Fungi; Ascomycota; Dothideomycetes; Dothideales; Saccotheciaceae. The record is from RefSeq and is a predicted model, not a curated record. Bases 113 to 1249 code for a protein of 378 amino acids. The transcript has a single exon.